AGGGAGAUGCUCACACUGAAGGCACCGCAGCACAGAAAUGCGCACCGUUCCGAGCCGGACCGGGCGACAGCUGCACCUCCACUUCUCCAGGCUUGACGCGUUUCACAGCACAAUGGGUUAGAGGGUGAUAAGGGAAACUUUGACACACUUUGCAUGACACGGGAAAAUGCCCUGCGUUGCCUGUAGAGCUCUGCUGCCGAGCGGCUGAAUUGAGAGCAUAAUAACAGAGACUUCAGAGAGAGAGACACAAACAGAGAGACGAGGGGACCUGAUUCCAAUAAUUUCUAUCCCGGUUCCUCUCCCACUUUGGUUUUGAGAGAUGAUCACGGAGCUCGUGUGCACCGCCGUGGCUGUGGGUCUCUAUCUGAACACGCUGGACGCAGAUUUCUGCUACGAUGACAGCCGAGCCAUCAAGACCAACCAGGACCUUCUCCCUGAGACUCCCUGGACCAACAUCCUGUAUGACGACUUCUGGGGCACUUUGCUCACUCACAGUGGCAGCCACAAGUCUUUCCGUCCACUCUGCACCUUCUCCUUCCGCCUCAACUACUCCCUGCACGGCCUCAACCCAUGGGGCUACCACUUACUGAAUGUGGUGCUGCACGGCCUGGUCACAGCCCUUGUCACAGCCUUCAGCCGGCCGCUGCUGGGUGGGGGAUUGUGGAGCCUUUUGGCAGGCCUUCUUUUUGCCUCCCACCCGAUUCACACUGAAGCAGUCGCUGGUGUGGUGGGAAGGGCGGACGUUGGUGCCGCUUUGUUUUUCUUGCUGUCUCUUCUCUGCUAUGUGAGACACUGUGGACUCCGACCGGUGCCACAUGGGGCCUUCCAGAACAGGCGAUGUGGUGAAGGCUCUGUCAUCAGGUGCUGGGGCUGGAUGCUGGGUAGCCUGUGGUUUGCAGCAGCCAGCAUGCUUUGGAAGGAGCAGGGGGUGACGGUGCUGGCUGUGUCAGCUGUGUAUGACCUCUUCGUGUUCCAGAGGCUCCGGUUUCGCCAGGCACUUCUUCACCUAUUAGGAAAGAAAAAGAACAUCAAUGUUUUGCUGAGUCUUGGCAUGCUAGCUUCCUGGGGAGUACUCUUGCUGUCAGCUCGCCUCUACUGGAUGGGCAAUAAACCUCCAAACUUCUCCAAUUCCGACAACCCUGCAGCCGACUCGCCUCAUUUCCUCACUCGAAUGCUAACGUUUCUCCACCUGCCUGCUGCCAACGCCUGGCUCCUCCUCUGCCCUGACAAGCUCAGUUUCGAUUGGUCCAUGGAUGCCGUGCCCUUGGUCAGGUCCUUGGCCGACUGUAGGAACCUUCACACUGUUGCCUUUUAUGUUGGAAUGAGCAUUCUGGUUUUGUUUGGCCUUCGUGGUCCCACCUCCAAAGUCAAGGAGACCAAUGGGAAGGCCCAUGUCACUAAUGGGAAAUCCAUCACUAAUGGUAAUGGUUACCACGCUCCUGAUGCAAACCAUAACACAGAGCAUGGCUCUCCAAAAACCGCCCUAAAUGGCUCAGCUGGACUGCACCACUGCCCUCCACGGACACCCCUGCCCCCUACAGAAACCUGGGGAAAUUUGGGGAACGUACUGAAGAACCAGGGCAAGAUGGCGGAGGCAGAGAAGGCAUACAGAAAUGCUCUGCACUACCGAGGGAACAUGGCUGACAUGCUGUAUAACCUGGGUUUGCUUCUGCAGGAGAAUGAACGCUUUUCUGAAGCGCUGCGUUAUUACAAACUUGCCAUUGGGAGUCGGCCUACGCUGGCAUCGGCCUACUUGAAUAUAGGAAUAAUUUUGAUGAACCAGGGCCACCUGGAAGAGGCCAAACGCACCUUCCUUACUUGUGCUGACAUUUCCGAUGAGAAUUUGAAGGAUCCUCACGCUCACAAGAACUCCGUCACCAGUUGCCUGUACAACCUGGGAAAACUGCUCCAUGAACAGGGCCAGCAGGAGGAGGCCUUGUCUAUUUUCAAGGAGGCAGUGCAGAAAAUGCCAAGGCAGUUUGCACCACACAGCCUUUUCAACAUGAUGGGAGAAGCCUACAUGAGGCUGAACAGGCUGGAGGAAGCAGGUCACUGGUACAGAGAGUCCCUCAGGGUCAAGCCUGACCACAUCCCUGCCCACCUCACUUAUGGAAAACUGCUAUCCAUCAUUGGGCAGAAAACAGAAGCGGAGAGAUAUUACCUGAGAGCUAUUCAGCUAGACCCGACGAAAGGAAACUGCUACAUGCACUACGGACAAUUUCUGUUGGAGCAGUCCCGUCUUGGCGAGGCUGCGGAGAUGGCGGAAAGAGCCGCAGAAUUGGACAACUUUGAGUUUGAUGUGGUCUUCAGUGCUGCUCAUAUGCUCAGACAGGCCAAUCUAAACGAGGCGGCGGAAAGGCAGUACAAGCGUGCAGCCAGCCUCAGACCAGAUUACCCAGCUGCUCUGAUGAACCUUGGUGCCAUCCUCCACCUGAAUGGGAAACUUACCGAAGCAGAAGCCAACUACCUGCGGGCUCUCCAGCUCAAACCUGAUGAUGUCAUUACACAGUCGAACCUGCGGAAGCUGUGGAACAUCAUGGAGCGGCAGGGACUCAGGACUAAACGCGUGCUCGGGAUGCAGAAAGGCGAUGUUUGAACUCCUCCCUCACUGAUGAUGUCAUGUCCUUCAGAGAUAUGAAAGAGCUGGUGGCUCAAAUUUCACUAAAGACUAUUUCUUUAGCGAUUCAGCUCGCAGUGCUUGUGAAAGACACUUUGAAGGUUUGAGGGCUGGGAUUCAGUGGGCAUGUGCUGCCUCACAGUAUGCCAUAUUGCCAUAUGGUAGCUCAAACUACUAAAACAAACUUCUUUUGCAUACAUUUUUUUUUAUAAAAUGCUAUGAUGUUAAAUAUACAUUGAAGUCAAAAAGCAAAUAAUUUGAAAGUCCCCCAAAAAUUCUUUAAGGUCUCAAAUAUCAGCUAAUUGUUAGUUGAUAUAAUCUAAACAUCUGGCAUGAUUUAGAGCACUUGAUUUAAUAAGAGCAUACAUUCAGGUGUUAAUUCUUACAGAAUAGAUUUUAAAGCGUGGGCACUGAUGGGUAAAUUACUCAAGUUGUUUCAUUAUAUCAGCUAGUUUAACUGAAAGAUGGACUUCACUACCACACUUGUACAUGUCAGAUUCUAUUUGCAGGUCGUAGGGAGAACUACUGUGUGUGUGAAAACUUGUGUAAAGUCUUUUGUUGCUCCCAAAGGAGCAAGUGAUGUCACUUCAGUCAGUGCUGAUUGAGGCUGAAGACUACAGGUGUGAAAGUUGAAGGGAUUCUGGGGGGCAGGAGUUACAAAGAAGCAAGCUUAACAGGCCAGAAGCAUCUCUAUUUAAGUUUUGUUGCUUGUGGCACAAAAUUGAGUUUUGACCAAAUUGUUGUCUGUUAAGCUGCAUUAUGGACAAUGUAAGCACCAUUUUUUUGGUUGUUUUGGACAAGGAAGAAUGUCUUCUUUUGCUUAACUGCCCAGUGAUAAUGUUGUAAGGGUGCAAUCCUAAAUAGGUGGAUUAUUUUUUCAUUUUUAUAAUUUUUUUGUAAAGAAAGGAAACGAAAUCCCUGAUGGAUUGCUCAGGAUAGUCUAGCUUUGAAUUUGUCUCCUAACACACUCAAUUAAACAUUAAAAGCAUGCAAGUGCAUAAACAUCUUCUAGAACCGCCUUCAGAUAAAGUGCUUUACAUUGCUCCGAGCACAUAAAGGAAUAGGUUUGGGCAUAAUGUGCAGCCAAACACGUCACUGACGAUUGUUUGCACGUGGUGCAUUUUAAAUUCUCGUGACUGUAAUGAUUAAAAAUUCCUCAGUGGUGCCAAAGCUUGUACUGAGUCUUUACACCUCUCGUGCCAAGCAAGAACUUCUCUUCACUCCUGUGUUCCUCGUGUCAAAUAAAGAUGUUACAUUUCAUGUGAUCAAAUUUAAUUUAUUAAUAUGUUAUUUUCUUGUGAAUAUGCCAACACUGUGCCGUUUCAUUGUCGUAUCUGCCCACCCUUUCUCAUUCCUCCCAAUAGAUAGGCUACAGUAGGCAAAAUGACAACUAUAUUGAAAUGGUUUCAUAUGUGUAUUUUUGUUCUCUCUGCUCAGGGACAUCAGGUUGUGAUUCCUGUCACAGAAAUAGUUUGUGACACAGAGAGAGCUUUUAAAGGAUUUUAGAGUUUUAUGCUUUUUUUUCCUGAUGAUUGUGAUGUUUGGUUAAAUUAAAGGAAAUGUGUAGCUUAAA
Molecule: messenger RNA, 4190 nt
Organism: Neolamprologus brichardi
Lineage: Eukaryota; Metazoa; Chordata; Actinopteri; Cichliformes; Cichlidae
Source: RefSeq, a predicted model, not a curated record